Mycotypha africana is the source of this 2102-nucleotide messenger RNA. Its product is annotated as Polymerase/histidinol phosphatase-like protein. Gene Ontology annotation, molecular function: 5'-3' RNA exonuclease activity; 5'-3' DNA exonuclease activity. The transcript has 4 exons. NCBI's taxonomy places the organism in Eukaryota, Fungi, Mucoromycota, Mucoromycetes, Mucorales, Mycotyphaceae. The record is from RefSeq and is a predicted model, not a curated record. Bases 289 to 1665 code for a protein of 458 amino acids.
CAUCUCAUUCAGUGAUGAUACAGUGCUUCUUACUCUGUAGGCUGCGAUGCUACAUUAAAAAGCAGAUGUGAAAUAUGGUUAGAAAUGCUUUUUCAACCAGAUUCCAAAUCAUGGCUUAUUUGCCGAAGUAUAGUUCUACACUAAUACUUGUCAAACUGUUUUAUCUUCCGUAGAUUUAAACUUUUCAGCAUACAAUAAUAUCCUGUUUGGCCAUAUCUUGCGAGCUUCUCUCUUUCUUUGUUGUAGGGUUUUUUAUUUUUCAUCUCAGAAAUUACUCUCCAUAAAUACAUGGAAAACCAAAAUGAAAGAACUUCCUCUCUUCCAGUAACUGAGUCAAUAGAGGCAACGGCAGAGGAAGACAUGAAAAACAGUCAUUAUGAGCCGCUAACCAAUCUCGAUAAAUCAAGUACAUCCUCACUACAGCAAAGAAACUUGUUCAACAAUAAUAGCAACUAUGUUAGCCAUACCAAUAAUAGGACGACCACCAGAUUUCCAUUCAGGCAACGCCUAUCACUGUUUUUUUGCAAGCACUUUGACUAUUUUAGAGGAUUAUUAUACCGUAUUAUCACACUUAUCGUCAUUAUUGGAGUUCUUAUUGCCAUCGGCUUGGGUCUGAGAUAUACAGACGGAUUACCGAAGCCUGAAGACUUUUCUAAUCUAACUUUCGAUUGGCAGAUCAAUCCCAGAGAUUACCUCAAGCCGUACAAUGCUUCAUUCGAAUACAAUGUCUUAUUGGAUGGACAUUCUCAUUCGACCUAUAGUGACGGCAAAAUGAAUGUGCGACAACUUUUAAAUUGGCAUAUUGCAAAUGGAUAUAAUGCAGUUAUGGUCACUGACCACAAUACAAUCGAAGGUGGACUGGCGGCGGAAAAAUUAGCAAUCAGAGAAUAUAAUGAUACCAUUGUGGUCAUUCCAGGCAUGGAAUAUACCUGCUGCAGGAUCCACAUGAAUUUGAUUGGCAUAAAUCAAACGAUUAAAACGACAGGUCCGUUUCCUACAGAUGAAGAGUUGCAAAAUGUGAUUGAUAAAGUACACGAAUUGGGCGGUCUUGUUAUUGUGAAUCAUAUUCCAUGGAGCAAUACUACUGAAGCCGGCUACCAGCUGCCUCGCUUGCCUAACCAUCCUAGCAUUGAACAGCUGAUCAGUUGGGGAGUGGACGGCUUCGAGGUUAUUAAUCAAGAAACAUUCGAUCUGGCAUCUUAUCAAGCGACACUGCAACACAAUCUUAUACAAAUGGUAGGCAUGGAUCUACAUCACCCCUCAGUGGGUGCUCAAGUCUGGCUAACCGUCAACACGCCUUCUAUGACAAAAGCAGCCAUUUUGAAUGAAAUUAGGAACAGGCGUACUUCCUUCUUAUUUGAUCCAGCUGGUACGCGGCCUCGUGCCUAUGUGGACUCACCAGCCUCAUUCAAGGCCUUAGAGCCUUUGAUGUAUCUAGGCGAUUAUUUUGGUAUGUUUUAUGAUAAUUACAAGGGCAUGUACAGCUUUCAAGGAACUUUUUGUCAUCCUGAAAUAUUACGGGUGCAGAGUAGCGUUAUCGGGUGGUUUAUCUUUUGGAUCAUAGUAUUGAUGACUGCAUUUGAAUUGACUCGGUUAGCGGUUCUUUCUGUAUUGAGCAGGAACAGUUUGAAACGGCUAUGUAGAACAUCUCGAAGUGGUAGAUAAUAUACUUAAAAGUUAUAGAAUUAAAAGCUCUGUAUAUAAUGUACAUCAUUUUAUAGUUCUUAAAUGUUUCAGAAUGUACAUUCGACAGUGCUAUGGUGCAAGUGUAUAAUGUUAGGUCAAUUGGGUUUUAUUCGGUUGAAUCUUUUCUUUUUAUUUUUUUUUUUCUUUUGUCAACUGCGCUGCUGAUAAGUUGAAAUUUUGUGCCAGAUAAAGAGUAAAGGAAAGUAUAGCUUAAAUUGUUAUGUCAAAGGAUAACCAUACUUAAAAAAUAAAAGUAAAUAAGAAAACAAUAAAAGAGUGAGGAAGAAAGCAUAUAGCUGUAAAGCAAAGAAGAAGAAAACUAGUGAUUUCGCUACGUCAUCUUAUAAAGUAAGUAAAAUUAGUGUUAUCUUCGGCAUAAAGUAAAGAUUGAAAUUGGUAUUUUUUUUUUUUUUUUU